This is a messenger RNA of Ambispora leptoticha, 417 nucleotides long. Lineage: Eukaryota; Fungi; Glomeromycota; Glomeromycetes; Archaeosporales; Ambisporaceae. The record is from the annotation of a GenBank genome assembly.
AUGCCCGGUACACCACUCGAUUUUGUUGAGCGAAUUCGUAAAUACGUGACACAACAAAAAAUGAAAAACAAUCACAGUGACCCUGUUGACAUUUCAUCACGAUGGGGUAUCACAGAGGAUCUCUGGCACAAAGACUACAACCAACUAUCAGGGGGAGAAAUGCAACGAAUUUCACUUGCGAUCGCAUUAUCUUGUAAACCGAAUGUUUUACUAUUAGAUGAACCAACUUCGGCACUCGACCAUCAAACUUGCCUGCUGGUAGAAGAGUCACUUCGUGAGUACGCUUGUAUCUGGGUCACACAUGAUCCCGAACAGGAAAAACGCGUCGCGACAAAAACGUUAAAAUUAGAAAGGCUUGGAGAUAACGCAGUGGUGGCGGAUUCGGUUAAUGAUGUUGCGGUGGCUGUUGAUAUGUAA